AUGGAAUUAGGCACGUACCUGCGACGAAACUUCGUGUCGAUGGUGUACCUGCUGCUGCUAGCUGUGUCGCCCCUCGUCAAGCUUCCGUCCGGCGCGAGGAGAGGAGCCACGGAGGCGUACGUGCUGGUGGUCGUGGCGUGCAGCGCGCUGAUGCUGGUGGGCCACGCGGCCUUCCACGCCGCGUUGUUCGUCGUCCAGCCCGACAGCAGCUUGCUCGUCGACUGCGGAGGCCUGGAGACGCUGCUGCGGCACGCGGGGUUCAUGAGGCUGGACCGCCUGGCGCGGGCCGACGCGGCGCGGGCCGUUCUGCCAGACGCGGCCGUGCUGGGCGUCGCCGUCGCCACGUACCUGGCCCUGCGCCGCGCCGCGCCCCGCGAGCGCCGCGCCCGCCCGUCGCCCGUCCUGCUGUUCGCAGGCAAGUACCUGUCGCUGGCCGUGCUGGCGUGCGCGGCGGCCAUCCAGCCGUCCCUGCCGGGCGCCGUGUACCUGCUGGUGCUGGUGGUGGCCAUGAACUGGUGGGCGUGCGGCCGGGAGCUGCGACAGCCCUUCGCCCGCGCCCUGCGGCUGGCGCAGUGGACGAUGCUGCUGCAGCUGUGCGGCAUCGUGGCCGUGCAGUGGCAGUAUGCGCAGGACGCCGCGGGGGACAUAGACAACCUGUACUUCCGGCUGUUCGGGCUGACGGUGCUGGCGACGACGAGCUGCGACAACCCCCAGGCGGACCGCCUGAUGUACGCGGACUGGGACUACUACGCCACGCCCGCGGUGCUGCUGCUGGGCUUCAACGUGCUGGCCGCCACCUCGCGGCUGCUUCUGCGCGCCAGCUCGUGGGACAGCGGAUCGGAGCAGCCGCAGUCGGCAGGAAGCGACUCCGUGGCCAUCGACGUGGAGGGAGGUGACGCGGGCGGAGGCGCGGCGAGGGACGCCGCGCCCAGCCGUGCCGAGGACGUGAUGGACAGCUUGAAGAACAUCCUGCUGCGCGACUCGUACCUCAUCGCCAGCGUCGCCAUGAUGGUGUGGAGCAUCACGCACCACAGCCUGGUGGCGCUGGUGCUGCUGGUGUGGGCGUGCCUGGCCUGGAUCGUGCCCCCCAGCCCGCGCACCAACAUGCUGCGCACCUCGCCGCUGCUGGUCGCCUACGCCCACCUGCUGCUUGCCAUGCAGUACCUGUUCAGCCUGGACCUGGAGGACCACGAGCUGCCCCCGCGCAUCGGCCACUUCAACAUCAACCAGCUGGGCUUCGAGCGCUACCCCCCGCUUCCCCAUCGGCCACAUCCUGCUCAAGUUACUGUACACGUGCACGUUCUGGUUGGUGCUGCGCCAGUACGUGCUGCAGCGCAGCGACAGAGACGCGUCGACCGGCCGGCAGAACAGCCUGAUCGAGUCCGCCAGCUCGCUGACGCUGGUGCUCAUGUCCAAGUAUUGGAUCGUGGUGGCGGGCGCCGCGUGGUACGCCAUGAGCCUGGUCGGCUCCCAGGUCAACCUGCAGCGCGUCGGCUACAUGGCGCUCUUCCUCGUCUUCGUGCUGCUCUUCCAGAUCUCCUACCGGCUGUGGCGGCUGCUGCUGUACGCCAUGUGGCUGGUGGUUCUGCUCUACUCCCUUGUGGUGCUGCUGCUCAUCUACUCGUACCAGUUCGACCACGUGGCGGCCUUCUUCCAGCGCGACCUGGGCAUCCCGCCCCGCGUCCUGCUGGACUUGGGCCUGGAGGAGUACAACACGUCGUACUCGCUGUUCAUCCACCUGAUUGGUCCGGUGAUGUUCAUCGCUGUGUCCGUCAUCUACCUGCACGUGUACCACCCCCUCUUCCUGGCCGUCACGGACCCCUACCGCGCCUCGGAGCCCGGGGGCGGCACGGCAGCGGACGGGGCAGUCGGCGCCGGUGGCAGGAGGACUCCGGCCGGAGCGAAGAGGAGCGCUCACCAGGAAGGUGGGCGGCGUGGCGGCGCCACGACGCCGCGGUGACGGAGCUCGUCUGGAGGUUCCUGAUGCUGUACCUGGUGAAGGUGUGCCUGGUGCUGGUCGCCUACGUGUGCGUGUACGACGUGUGCCCCCUGAAGCUGGUGCUGCUGAUGGUGGUAGUCGUGGCGCUCCUGCUGGGCCGGGAGUCCCACCUGCCCGCGCUGCGCCUGGUCGCGCUCGGCGUGUCCGCGCUCGUUCUGGUGCGCACGGUGUACCAGUCCCACCUCUUCCGGCACGAGCACUUCGACGUCAUCUGCCUGGACGAUAACGGGACGGACAUAUUCGAGGACUACAACCUCAACGACGCAGAGUGGUUCGGCAUGUACAAGAUCGGCGCAGAUUUCUCGUACGGCUACAUCAUCAGGGGUUACACAGUGCUCAUCCCCGCCUUCACGCUCCUGGCGUGCGCCGUGUACCGCGUGGACUACAUCCGUGCGCGCAGGAGCGCCGCCACGGGACUGUACGACCCGCCGGUCACCGUCGUGUUCCCCGGCGUCAACCGGGCCAACGCCGACCAAGGACUCGGCAACUUCCUCAAGUUCGUCGUAAACUACGGCUUCUACAAGUUCGGCGUCGAGCUGUGCUUCGUGAUGGUGGCGGUGCUGAUGGCCGUGCGGCUGGACGUGUACGCCUGCAUGUACGGGGCGUGGCUGUGCGUGAUGGUGUACCUGCCGAGGCGCACGCUGGCGCGCGUCUGGGUGGGGUUCGUGCUCUUCACGGCCGUCGUGAUCCCCGCCCAGUACCUCAUCGCCAUCGGCAUGCCGGACAGCCUCUGCACCGUGUAUCCGUGGUACGGGUCGGACUUGCUGCUCAACAUCCAGGCGUGGUUCUACUUGCCGGGCACCACCGUGAAGCCUCCGUCGUACCGGUUCAUGUGUGACUUCCUGGUGCUGGUGCUGGCGUGCCACCAGCACCACGUGUUCCGCGCGGAGGCGCUGCUGUGCUGCGAGCGUCACGAGCACCUGAACGGGGGCUCCAACGAGGACAUCACGGACCGGCUGGACGACCCCGGCUUCCGGAACCCCAUCCCCGACUUCUUCCCCAUGUCCCAGUCGUGGCUGGACGCGACGAAGCGCGUCGGCUGCAAGGUGCUCCUGUGGCUCACCCUCGCGCUGGUCAUCCUCGCUGGCGUCAACCGCGUCAACGUGUUCUCCUUCGGCUACCUGGGGCUGGCCUUCUGGUACCUGUGGCGGGGCGAGCGGCUGUACCUGCGGCCGGCUCGGGCCGUCGUGCGUCGCUGGGGGCUGCUGCUCCUCGGCUACAACCUGGCCGUCAUGAUGCUCAAGAUGGCGCUGCAGAUCGUGGGGUGCGUGCUGGCGCGCCCCAUCAUGGACUCUGCGUGCUGGGUGGUGCAGCUGCUGGGCAUCAGCUGCCGCGUCAAGGCGUCCGCCGCCGGCCACGGUGUGAGCGAGUGCCCCGUCCCGGACGCGUUCGCGGGGCUGUGGUGGGACGCGCUGUGCUUCGCGGCGCUGAUCUUCACGCGGCGCUUCUUCGGCAGCCGCUACUUCCUGCACCUGGUGAACGACACCAAGGUCAUGAUCGCGCUCUCGGACAAGGGCGCGAAGCUGUUCACGGAGUACCACCAGAGGAAGGCCAACGAGAAGUGGGAGUGGCAGCAGGAGAACUUCAACCGCAUCCUCCGGAACAAUCGCCGGAUCGUGGAGCGCCAGAGGAGGAUCGAGGGACCUCGUUUCGCGAGGAAGAGGACCCACAUUGAAGUGAUUCAGUCCGGCGACUACUACAUGUUCGAGACCAUCGACGACAUCGAGUUUGAGGAAGAGGCGCCCCGCGACAAGAAGAUACUGUCCAAACCAAUGACGGGCGAGGCACUGCGCGAGGCCCUCCAGACGGGGCAGGACGACGCGGCAGACGACGCGGCAGACGACGCACCUCUCUUUGCGGAAGUUGCGACCUUCGACGAAAGCGGAAGGCCGGCUCGCAAAGAAACUCGGUCCCGGCCCGUCACGCUCUGGUGGCUCAUGAAGCUGUCGUGGGCGAUGGCUGGCGGCCUCAUGAACCAGCUGACCGUCGUUCUGUACCGGACGUCCUCCGACCACCUGUACGUGUUCGAGAGGCUUCAGUGGAACAAGAACAUCCUGAAGGCAGGACUCCUCUCCCUCCCUCUGACCACUACCCUGUCACCCCCUGCUUCCACACACCCGCCGUCAACUAUUGAUUCAUUCAGUUUGCAGGGCAAAAGGUUAAACUACAGCAACAGCGAGUUCCUGGCAGGGAGGCGCGACGGGGACGGCGUGUGGCGUCCGGCCAGGCCGGUCGACGAGUACCUGCGAGGAGCCAACGGGCCCCCGGAGCGCCAGGACGAUGACCCGCGCUUCUGGCUGGACGAGCGCCAGCCCCCGCCGGUGCUGCUCCUGUCGUCGCUCUACUACGUCGUCACCUGCCACUCCCAGUACGCCUGCUUCUUCUCCAUCUGGCUGAUCCAGGUUCUGUCGGCGUCGCUGCUGUCGCUGCCGCUGCCGCUCGCCGUGUUCCUGUGGGCGCUCUUCAUCGCCCCGCACCCCAACAAGCCCUUCUGGGUCGCCGUCAUCUUCUACACCGAGGUGAUCAUCGUGAUCAAGUGCGUGCUGCAGUUUGAGUUCAUCAUCCCGCUGGAGGAGCCGACGAUGGACGACCCCCCGCUCACGGCCACGCGCCUCAUCGGGGUGGACCGGUCCUCGGACUACGUGGCCUACGAGCUGGUCCUGCUGAUGAUGCUCUACUGCCACAGGUUUAUGCUGAGGUCUAUGGGACUUUGGGGCCGUGAUGAAGAACUGGAGCUAAUCAUGUACCCAAAAGUGAAUCCAGCCACGAAUCCAGGCACAAAUCCAGGCUCGAAUCCAGGAACGAAUCCAGGUUCCAAUCCAGGAACGAAUCCAGACUCCAAUCCAGGAACGAAUCCAGACUCCAAUCCAGGAACGAAUCCAGGCUCGAAUCCAGGAACGAAUCCAGGUUCCAAUCCAGGAACGAAUCCAGACUCCAAUCCAGGAACGAAUCCAGACUCCAAUCCAGGAACGAAUCCAGACUCCAAUCCAGGAACGAAUCCAGACUCCAAUCCAGGAACGAAUCCAGGCUCCAAUCCAGGAACGAAUCCAGGCUCCAAUCCAGGAACGAAUCCAGGCUCCAAUCCAGGAACGAAUCCAGGCUCCAAUCCAGGAACGAAUCCAGGCUCCAAUCCAGGAACGAAUCCAGGCUUCAAUCCAGGAAUGAAUCCAGCGAUGAAUUCCCCUGCAAAUCCAGCCGGAAAUUAUCGCCGACGGAGGGUCGGGUUCUUCCAGCGGCUGCUGAUCCCGACUCUGCGCGUGCCCAAGGACGUGUACACCUUCAUGUUCGCCUGCAGCCUCGUCAACUUCCUCAUCCUCCUGUUCGGGUUCCUGUCCUUCGGGGUGGACGACCCUGAGAGCAACCUGCUGACGCUGAUGGGGCGCAACAGGAUCCCCAUGGAGCUGCUGCUGAUCCUGCUGGUGCAGUUCCUGGUGAUCAUCGCCGACCGCAUCAUCUACCUGUGCCGCGCCGUGCGCUCCCGCGUCGCCCUGCACUUUGUCUCCGUGGUCGUCGUCCACUGGUGGCUCUUCUUCAUCCUGCCCGUCACCACCAAGAGGCCGUUCAACAGCUCGCUGUACCCGCCGAUGUUCUACAUGGUGCAGGCGGCGUACUUCGUGUUCUCGGCCUACCAGAUCCGCUGCGGCUUCCCGCUCAUCGUGCUGGGCAACGUCAUCUGCUCCAGCUACGGCGCGGUCAACUACUACCUCUUCAAAGUGUACCUGCUGGUGCCGUUCCUGAUGGAGAUGCGCGGCAUCAUGGACUGGAUGUUCACCACCACGUCCAUGAGCCUGAUGACCUUCCUGGCCACGGAGAGCAUCCACGGCCACAUGUUCCGGAUGAAGUGCAAGCAGGACGGCGAGGCCCUGGCGCCCAGGGCCGCCGCAGUGCAGGUCAGCCCGCCCAAGAAGCACCUGGUGGGCGGCGUGGCGCUGCUGCUCAUCUUCGCCAUCAUCUGGUGCCCGCUGUACGUGUUCACCAUCGGCAUGGCGGCCGGCACCGCCAACCCGCCGCACCACUUCGCCGUCACCAUCGAGGUGAUGGGCCACGCGCCGCUGUACCGCGGCGUCGUGCAGGGGGCGCAGAUCAACACGCUGACCCAGGAGCAGUGGGACGCCAUGAAGGCGCUGUACGUGGGCAACCGCCAGGCCACGGCCUUCCUGCAGAACUACGACAGCGACGACGUGGCAGUGCUGAACGUGCCGGCCAACUCGACCGCCGUGUGGGAGGCGUCGCCCGUCGACCAGGAGCAGUUCCGGCUGACCGCGACCAACACCAACGAGGAGCUCCGGUUCCUGGUGUCGUGGCUGGUGUCGCGAGACAGCAAGGAGCAGUCCCACACGGGCAAGAGCAAGGGCAUGCGCUUCUGGACGCUGCGCAGCGACGACAGCGCGAGCAGGCGGGCGCUCGUCCGCCUGCUGUCCUACGACGUCUCCACCCCGCUCCUGCUCACCUCCAUGCUGCCCAAGUUCCUGGAGGUCACCAACCAGGACACCGCCUACCCCGUGCAGUACCUCAUGCCCGGCGCGGAGAGCGAGGAGGACACGUACCGGGACCUGGAGCUGCGCCUGUACCUGGACGCCGCCACGCAGCAGGACUGGUGGGAGAUCAGGGAGCCCAACUGCAGCGACCCGCGGCCCACCCUGCUGCAGCAGCUGCCGGACUUCCGCUCCGACUGCUGGUUCCUGCCCGUCUACACCUUCAACGAGAAGAUGAUGCCCCUCUCGCUGUCCAAGCUCAUCUCCGACAAGGGGGUGAUCACACUGUACGUGACGUUCGUGUACGUGGUCGCGAUGGUCGUACGCACUAAGUUCAUCAGUACCGUCGACGCCGUCAUGUUCGAGGAGCUGCCCUACGUGGACCGCAUCAUGCAGCUGUGCGUCAGCAUGUACCUGGCGCGGGAGUUUGAGAACCUGGCGCUGGAGGAGUACCUGUACGCCCAGCUGGUGUUCCUGCUGCGCUCCCCGGAGACGCUCAUCCGGUACACGCGGCCCCCGGAGCCCGUGGCGUAGCCGGACGAGACUCGCCGCCGUUACUACUGCUGCGUACCUUUAGUUAGGUUAUCUUCAUCGUAACUUUUUUUUUUUUGCACUUUCAAACAGGAAAUUAUUCAGUUUCAAAGAAUGAACAAGUAUGCACGAUUUUUUUUUUUU
Bacillus rossius redtenbacheri is the source of this 7149-nucleotide messenger RNA. Its product is annotated as piezo-type mechanosensitive ion channel component-like. Bases 1 to 7008 code for a protein of 2335 amino acids. The transcript has 41 exons. The record is from RefSeq and is a predicted model, not a curated record. Lineage: Eukaryota; Metazoa; Arthropoda; Insecta; Phasmatodea; Bacillidae. Gene Ontology annotation, molecular function: mechanosensitive monoatomic ion channel activity. Gene Ontology annotation, cellular component: membrane.